AUGGCAUUUAUAAGACGGUACCGGGCGUCUGACUUUGCGGCCACCGCACACAUUUGCCGCGAAACACUGCCAGCGGACGUGUCGACGUCCCAGCUCCUGCGUCGCCUGGCGCCGUACAUCUGGACACACCCGUACACGCACCUCUCGCCGGGGACGUGCUUCGUGCUGGACGACGGCGGCGGGCGCGCGGUGGGCUACUGCAUCGGGUGCGCGGACGCGGAGGCCCUGGCGGCCGGGUACGACGCGUACGUGGCGGGCGUGCUGGAGCCGUCGGGGGAGAUUGGCCCGCCGGCGGACGGCGUCGACGCGUCGCGCAGGCUGGACUGGGUGGUCGACGGGCGGUUCUGCGAGGAUGCGCUGGCGCAGACGGCCUACUCGGGCCACUGGCUGCUGGUGGACGGCAACGAGCGUCUCCUGGCCGAGGGCUAUAGGGCCACCAUGCACAUUGACCUGCUGGGCGAGUGGCAGGGCAAGGGGUGGGGGAGGAGGUUGAUUGAGGCCUUUGUCGAGAGCGUGAGGCCGGUUGGGAUGGCGGAUGGCGCGGCCGCGUGCAAGGGCAUCUGGAUUGGCGUCGGCUUGUCCAAUGCAAAGGUUGUGCCGUUUUAUGAGAAGCAGGGGUUUCGGGUGAAGCAGAGGGAGGCCGAGGGCCAGGCCAUCACCAUGGUGAGAGACUAUUAA
This is a messenger RNA of Metarhizium brunneum ARSEF 3297, 678 nucleotides long. RefSeq lists its product as uncharacterized. NCBI's taxonomy places the organism in Eukaryota, Fungi, Ascomycota, Sordariomycetes, Hypocreales, Clavicipitaceae. Gene Ontology annotation, molecular function: acyltransferase activity, transferring groups other than amino-acyl groups. The record is from RefSeq and is a predicted model, not a curated record.